AAUGUCGUUUCGUUUGUCAAUCACCAAUCUGAUGAAUUUUUGAAGCCGUCAAAAUUAAAUGGAAUAAUUGAGUUUUUUUAAUACGCCACAGUGCCACAAAUUUCUUAUAAAUAAGAUAAAUUAGGCCUAUUGGGUUAAUCAAGCUUUGGUUUUUGAAUAUAGAAACUGUACAAAAGAGUGAAAACAUGGCUAAAAAGCCGACAGUUCAACCGGCUUUGCACAAAGUUAUCAUGGUAGGAAGUGGAGGUGUUGGAAAAUCCGCCCUCACCCUACAGUUCAUGUAUGAUGAAUUUGUGGAAGAUUAUGAACCAACAAAAGCAGAUUCCUACAGAAAGAAGAUACUGUUGGAUGGUGAAGACGUUCAGAUUGAUAUCCUUGAUACAGCAGGCCAAGAGGACUAUGCUGCAAUCAGAGACAAUUACUUUAGAAGUGGUGAAGGCUUCUUGUGUAUAUUUUCCAUUACUGAAGAUGAAAGUUUUCAAGCUACACAAGAAUUCCGGGAACAAAUACUCAGGGUUAAAAAUGAUGAAAACAUUCCAUUUCUGUUAGUGGGGAAUAAAAGUGAUCUAGAUGAAAGGAGGAAAGUCCCUUUACAAGAAGCUACAGACAGAGCUAAACAGUGGGGAGUCCAAUAUGUUGAGACUUCUGCAAAAACACGGGAACAUGUGGAUAAGGUAUUCUAUGAUCUAAUGCGGGAGAUUCGGGCUAGAAAAAUGGAGGAAAACAAAACAAACAAUGGAAGGGGCAAAGAUAAAAACAAGAAAAAGAAACGUUGCUGUUGUUCAAGAUGGCUAGGAUGUUCAUAAAAACAAAUUGAAAAAUAUUCCUAUAAAUUCAAUUGAUCAGGUUUCAAUUUUAAUUGAAAAGCUAGAUUUUCACCAAGUAUGUUUUUCAAUUAAUCCAAGUCAGUUCAAACACUCCAGAAAUGUUUUCUUAGUAUAGCUUUGAUACAGUAUUGUAAAAAUAGGAAUACCUACACAAGAAAAAUACCAUUUUAUAAAAAAUGAUCCUUAAUAUAUUUAUACAAUUCA
Molecule: messenger RNA, 1031 nt
Organism: Phaedon cochleariae (mustard beetle)
Lineage: Eukaryota; Metazoa; Arthropoda; Insecta; Coleoptera; Chrysomelidae
Source: the annotation of a GenBank genome assembly